AUGGAUGCUAUCGAUUCAACACCAGGAAUACGAGAACGAAAUAGUCAUGAAUUGUAUUGGAAUGAUUUGGAUCAAGGAAAAUUUUUAAGUCUACUUGCUGCUAGUUCGUUAGUAGUACGAACAUGCUUUCAUCCAUUGGGUCUUGUCAAGAUUCGUCUUCAGACAGCAGCCAAAGGUGGUUUAUCAACAGUAAAAAUGAUUCAACAAGUAUGGUACAAAGAAGGACCAAUACGUGGUUUCUAUCGAGGCUUUCCAAUUAGUCUCGGUAGUCUUAUUGCCGAACCUAUUUUCACAGGAACACUUGAAAAAAUGCGAACAAUUCUCAAAAGUAAUCGACCUAGUCAAAUCGCUCAUUCUCAUUGGGAUAUUAUUACUAGUACAUUGUCUGGUUGUACGGCAGCUUUGAUUUAUCAAUCUUUAACAGUACCGAUUGAUAUAAUAGCACAACGAAUUAUGAUUACUCGAGCACGUGAUAAUGUACAUGUUGUCAAUAUUAUUCGUGAUAUAUAUUAUCGAUCAGGUGAUGGUAUUCGUGGUUUUUAUAAAGGAUACUUAGUAUCACUUUCAAUGUCGAUUCCAUAUAAUUCAAUUAUAUGGACAAUCUAUUGGCGAGUUCAAGCCAAACUUGAACGAAUUAUUCCUUUCGAAUAUGAUCGAUUGAUAGCUCCUCUUUCAGCUAUCAUAGCAUCUCUAUUAACAUCACUUUUAACUCAACCUAUAGAUGUUCUUAAAACUCGUCUUCAAGUAGCUUCAAAACGACAAUCACUUUGGAGAACAUUUCGAAUUUUAAUUGAUGAACGUGGUUUAAGAGGUUGUUUCUCUGGAUCUUUACCUCGAGCUUGUAUUCUUGUACCUUACUCUAUUGUAAUGAUGUCUUUCUAUGAAAUAAUCAAACGAGCAUCUGUACGAUCUAUUCCAAAUUAA
This is a messenger RNA of Rotaria sordida, 924 nucleotides long. Lineage: Eukaryota; Metazoa; Rotifera; Eurotatoria; Philodinida; Philodinidae. The record is from the annotation of a GenBank genome assembly.